AUGAGCCACGAGAACAGCGAAGACCAACCGAAGGUCUACAUCAAGACGGCCGGCGGUAACGCUGCGUUCCAUAACUUCAUCAACGACUUCGGGCACAUCGAGGACCCGCUCGAGCGGAGGCGGCUGGCGCUCAAGAAGAUCGAUGACAGCUCGUUCGGCUGGUAUCAUGUGCGCGCGAUCAUGGUUGCGGGUGUGGGGUUCAUGACGGACUCGUACGACAUCUUCGCGAUCAACCUGGGCAUAACCAUGAUGUCGUAUGUCUUCUGGCACGGCAACAUGCCUUCGUCGACCAACUCGCUGCUGAAGGUCUCGACCUCCGUGGGGACCGUGAUCGGGCAGGUGGGCUUCGGCACGCUGGCUGACGUGGUGGGCCGGAAGCGCAUCUACGGUUUGGAGCUGAUCCUUAUGAUUCUCGCGACGGUGCUGCAGUGCAUGAUCGGGAAGUCACCUGCUAUCGAUUUUGUGGCGGUGCUGACUUUCUACCGUAUCAUCAUGGGCAUCGGGAUUGGCGGCGACUACCCGCUGUCCUCCAUCAUUACCUCUGAAUUCUCGACCACCAAGUGGAGAGGCGCCAUCAUGGGCGCGGUCUUUGCCAACCAGGCAUGGGGCCAGAUCACUGGCGGUAUCUUGGCGCUGAUCCUGGUGGCCGCUUACCGUGGCGACCUGGAGCCCGCGGCUUCGGGCCUGGAAUGUGGCUUCGAAUGCCAGCGCGCAUGCGACCAAAUGUGGAGAAUCCUCGUCGGGUUCGGCUGUGUGCCCGGCAUGAUUGCGCUGUACUUCCGUUUGACUAUCCCUGAAUCACCCCGCUACACCCUGGACGUGCAGGCUGCGGACCUCGCGAGACUUGCCAACGAGCCUAGCCGUUCCGACCAGGAGGAGAACCUCGAGAAAAUGGUGUCGCCCGUCGAGCAGGUCAACGUCGCUCCGCCAAAGGCGUCUUUCCGCGACUUCUGCAGACACUUCUCCAAGUGGAAGCACUUCAAAAUUAUCCUCGGCACCGCGGGCUCCUGGUUCAUGCUGGACGUGGCGUUCUACGGCAUGAACCUGAACACCACCGUCAUCCUCGAGACCAUCGGCUACGCGCAGCAGAACAACGUCUACGAGAAGCUCUACAACAGCGCCGUCGGCAACCUCAUCCUCAUCUGUGCGGGCUCGCUCCCCGGCUACUGGUUCUCCGUAUGCACCAUGGACAUCAUCGGCAGAAAGCCCAUCCAGAUCGGCGGCUUCACCAUCCUGACCGUGCUCUUCUGCGUCAUUGGCUUUGCAUACGACCGCCUCGGCGAGAAGGGUCUGCUCGGCCUCUACGUCGUCUGCCAGUUCUUCAUCCAGUUCGGCCCCAACGUCACCACAUUCAUCGUCCCCGGUGAAUGCUUCCCCACCCGCUACCGCUCCACCGCCCACGGCAUCUCCGCCGCCUGCGGCAAGCUUGGCGCCAUCAUCGCUCAGACCUGCUUCGGCACCCUGGUCGACCACCACUGCGCCCGCGACGGCAAGGCCAAGAACUGCUGGCUGCCAAACGUCAUGAAGAUCUUCGCGCUCUUCAUGUUCUGCGGCCUCCUACUCUCCUUCCUCAUCCCCGAGACCAAGAGAAAGACUCUGGAGGAGAUCAACGAGCAGUACCACGGCGAAGUAGACCCCGGCAAGUUUGCCUCCCACGCAACGAACGACGCCAACCGCGUCGAGUCUGUUUGA
Molecule: messenger RNA, 1692 nt
Organism: Eremothecium gossypii ATCC 10895
Lineage: Eukaryota; Fungi; Ascomycota; Saccharomycetes; Saccharomycetales; Saccharomycetaceae
Gene: PHO84
Product: phosphate transporter PHO84
Exons: 1
Coding region: 1-1692 (563 amino acids)
Biological process (GO): transmembrane transport; phosphate ion transport
Cellular component (GO): membrane
Molecular function (GO): phosphate transmembrane transporter activity
Source: RefSeq, marked provisional